ACACACCGGAGAGCAUUGUGGGUAAGAGGAAGGCGGUCCUCGGCCUCCCACGUGGCCGCCGGCUGAGGGAAACCAACAUGGCGGCUGCUGCUGCUGCUGGCUGAGCCUCAGCUCUCCUCCCCAUCGGAGCCUCAGCCAGCUCUAGGCAAUACUCCAAGUCCAUUUUUCUUUCGAUGCUACUAUGGCAAAUGAAGAAGAUGACCCAAUUAUACAGGAGAUUGACGUGUACCUGGCCAAAAGUCUGUCCGAGAAACUCUAUCUGUUCCAGUAUCCCAUUCGUCCGGCAUCGAUGACAUACGAUGAAGUUACUCACUUGUCAGCCAAGAUAAAACCGAAGCAGCAAAAGGUUGAGCUGGAAAUGGCUAUUGACACCUUGAAUCCCAAUUACUGUCGCAGCAAAGGGGAACAAAUUGCGCUCAACGUCGACGGCACCUGUACAGAUGAAACAAACACGUAUUCCUCGAAGUUGAUGGACAAGCAAACUUUCUGCUCUUCGCAAACCACCAGUAACAUUUCACGAUACGCUGCUGCUAUCUACAGGAAAGGUGAACUCCACCUUACACCACUGCAUGGAAUCUUGCAAAUGAGGCCCAGUUUCACUUAUUUGGACAAAGCAGAUGCUAAAUACCGGGAAAGAGAAGCUGCUAAUGAACCUGGCGAUUCUUCUCAAGAUGAAGCCGAAGAAGAUGUCAAGCAGAUUACGGUAAGGUUCUCCCGCCCGGAGUCAGAGCAGGCACGCCAGCGACGAGUUCAGUCUUACGAAUUCUUGCAGAAAAGACAAGCUGAGGAGCAUUGGGUCCACCUCCAUUAUUACGGUUUAAAGGACAGCCGCUCGGAACAUGAACGCCAGUAUUUGUUUAGUCAAGGUCAUGGCAUAGCUGGAAAUACCGAAUUAAUUAAAUCCCCAAGUGAAUACCUGAUGAUGCUAGUACCGCCAAGUGUGGAAGAGGAGAAGGACAAACCUGUGGCUCCUAGCAACGUCCUCUCCAUGGCUCAGCUGAGAACUCUGCCCCUUGCUGAUCAAAUCAAGAUCUUAAUGAAAAAUGUGAAAGUCAUUGCGUUUGCAAACCUGAUGAGCCUCUUGGCUUCUGGGACGGAUCCCACAGCAGCCUUGCGUUGCAUCCAGCAGGUGGCGCUGUUGGUGCAGGGAAACUGGGUGGUGAAAAGCGAUGUCCUGUACCCAAAGGACACCUCCAGCCCACACAGCGGAGUCCCAGCAGAAGUUCUUUGCCGUGGAAGAGAUUUUGUUAUGUGGAAGUUCACAAAAGACCGCUGGGUGGUCCGGAAAGAAGUUGCAACUGUAACAAAACUUGGCCCAGAAGAUGUGAAGGACUUCUUGGAGCACAUGUCAUUCCUGAGGAUAAACAGAGGCUGGGAAUUCAAGCUCCAGUAUGACGAGGAUUUUGUCAGAAAGCAUCCGGACGUGGUCCAGAGGCAGCAGAUGCUCUGGAUGGGGAUCCAGGCCAAGUUAGAGAAGGUAUACAACCUGGCAAAAGAACACAUGGCGCCAAAGAAACAGGCUGCUCAAACUGCUGCUCCGUUGCUGGUUUCCGGAGAACAGAGGGUCAACCUGGCCAUCGCAAAAGUUAAGCAGAGCUACGGGCAACUGGAGCAAGACUUGCAGAAGCGGAAGGCCGAGAGCCAAGCCUUCUGUCAGAUGGACGUUCUUGGGGUCCGCAUAAAGGAGGAGCCCCUUAGCGAUGAGGAGCCAAUGGACACAUCGGCCUGCGAUGGCCUGAAUAACGGACUGGCCAACGGUAUCCAUUUGGAAGAGAACUCAGUGGACUCCUUAAACGGCCAUUUGCCAGUUCAGGAGAGGGUCACCCAAGAACUGAGAGCCUUUUUGGUGGCAACGUUUAGGAGACAGUAUGUCUUAACCCUGAAUGAGCUGAAGCGCUUGUUUAAUCUCCACGUGGCCAGCCUUCCUCCUGGGAACCUCUUGUUUAGCGGCAUUUCAGACAAAACGUUGCAGGACAUGGUGUUGGACCUGGGCUGCAAGCAAAUCAUGGUGCCUUUUCCUCCGCAGACGGCUGCAUUACCGGAUGAACAAAAGGUCUUUGCACUAUGGGAAGUCGGUGACAUGUUUGACCAGCACAGGCAAAUUUUGCUUGAUAUUUUUUCCAAAAACUACAGAGUGCGUAGAAAUGUCAUCCAAAAUCGGCUUGCCCAGGAAUAUGGAGACGGCAUCGAUAAGCAGGAGGUGGAUAAAGUCUUGAAGGACUGUUGUGUAAGCCAGGGAGGCAUGUGGUAUCUUAAAGGGACAGUGCAACAGCCAGCGUCAUGACAAAGGGGGGACUGUGCUUAUCAUCACAUCAGGUUAAUUCCCAAGACUAGAGAGAGACAAGAACGAAGCAGGCAAAAAAGCCACAUCGAGGCUCUGAUUCCCCUUUGUAUGGGGCAGAACUGGUUUCGCUCUGGAUGGAGGAAACGAUGGACCUAGUGAUAUCUGUGUGGCAUCUGAAAUGCCAGCCUUGAACGCGAAGAGGAACUGCGGACCUACAUGGCCUGUUAGAAGUGUUUGGAGUUCCUAAUAUAUUUUGCUUCUCAUUCUGAUAACAGCAAUGACAGAAACAUACUGACCCACAUGUUAUAGGAGAUCAUGAUCUAACAUUUUAUUUUGUAACUAACGCCAAUAAAUUGCAAGUUUACACUUCAA
This is a messenger RNA of Anolis carolinensis (green anole), 2656 nucleotides long. RefSeq names its product RNA polymerase III subunit E (gene polr3e). The coding region runs from base 182 to 2284 and encodes 700 amino acids. The transcript is spliced from 21 exons. The record is from RefSeq and is a predicted model, not a curated record. NCBI's taxonomy places the organism in Eukaryota, Metazoa, Chordata, Lepidosauria, Squamata, Anolidae. Gene Ontology annotation, cellular component: RNA polymerase III complex; nucleus. Gene Ontology annotation, biological process: tRNA transcription by RNA polymerase III.